AUGGCUGGAUUGAGCUCCAAUGAAGCCACAGAAGAGCGACGCAGAAGAAUAUUGCUGAUAACCUAUCCUCGCACUGCGUCCAAUCUUCUAGUGAAAAUGCUUUCCCUGGAUUCUCAGACAGCCGUGGUCUCCAACGAAAAAGGUGGUUACUUCUUUUGGAACGCCUUUAUGACGGGACGAGCUACUGGAUUAACAUAUAAGCCAAUUGAGCAUUGGAAUGUGGAAGAGACUGAUCAAAUUCAGCGAGAGUUCCAGAAAGGCGUUAACGAGCUCGAGGACAAGCAUGAAAUAGCCAAAUCCGCGGGGAAAAUUACCUUUGCGAAGGAACAUGCCCAAUGGUUUGCCAACCCGGCCGAAGUCGCCAAACAUCUGUCUGGUCAAGGUGGCCCAGCAAGCCUGCCGUUCAGCAUCGAAGUUCCAUACAUUUCUAGCUCUAACGGAGCAUUCUCUUCGAACAAUUUGACGAUCCUUCCAGAUGAGUAUCUGCACACAUGGACGCCGACGUUUCUUAUACGACAUCCCGCGCUAGCGUUCCCUUCAUUUUACCGAUCCAUGCUUGACCUGGAGAAUGAAGGCUUCGCAGGCCCCCAUGAGCGUCAACCAAUGCUCAAACUAUUUUCGACUUUGAAAUGGACUCGACUGCUCUAUGACUGGUAUCGCCAGCAUGGGUCAGACUCAUCUACGAAGAGCGGCGACAACAUACACCUUCCCCUUCUCUUAGAUGCACAAGACGUGACCAAUGAACCGGCCGUGGUGGCAAGAUACUGUGAGCUGAUAGGGAUGGACCCAACAAAGUUGAAAUUUGAAUGGAAUCGUGAAGCUCUAGGAAAGGCUGCCCAUCCCGAUGGAGCUGCACAGAAAACUCCAGAGGAGGUCAUGAUGGCUACAUUGAACCAUUCCUCAACGUUGCUGAAAGAAAAGACCCCGGUCGCUAUUGAUAUGGUUGCAGAGGCAGAGAAGUGGAAAAAUGAAUUUGGCGAAGACAUUGGGAAGCAGAUGGAAGAAUGGGUCCAAAGUGCUAUGCCAGAUUACGAUUAUCUCAGGGCCAGAAGACUCCAUCUGUAA
Molecule: messenger RNA, 1065 nt
Organism: Penicillium antarcticum
Lineage: Eukaryota; Fungi; Ascomycota; Eurotiomycetes; Eurotiales; Aspergillaceae
Exons: 1
Coding region: 1-1065 (354 amino acids)
Source: RefSeq, a predicted model, not a curated record